Paramecium tetraurelia is the source of this 777-nucleotide messenger RNA. RefSeq lists its product as uncharacterized. The record is from RefSeq and is a predicted model, not a curated record. The transcript has 3 exons. Gene Ontology annotation, cellular component: cytosol. NCBI's taxonomy places the organism in Eukaryota, Ciliophora, Oligohymenophorea, Peniculida, Parameciidae.
AUGAGUAAUUAGAACAAUGGGAAGGAAUUACCUGAUAAUAAUAAGAAAAAUUAAAAUAAGCAAGUAUUUGAAAAAAGUUUACAUUCCCACAAGAUCGAAUAUGGAACUACAUAUCAGGGAGAAUGGAAUGGAGAUAUAAGAGAAGGUUUUGGUGAAUAAUUGUGGCCAGAUGGAGCAAAGUAUGUUGGAGAGUGGGAAGAUAAUCAAGCUAAUGGUAAAGGUACCUUCUAUUAUGCUGGAGGAGGGAUAUAUGAAGGAGAAUGGAAAAAUAAUAAGGCAAAUGGAAAGGGGAAAUUAACUUAUGUAGAUGGAUCAUAUUAUGAAGGGGAUUGGUAUGAAGACUAAAAACAUGGAAAGGGAGUUGAAAUUACGACUCCUGGAGACAAAUAUUAUGGAGAACUUAAAUAUGGUGAAAAAGAUGGGUUCGGUAAAUAUAUUUGGCCAGAUGGGAGUAGUUAUGAAGGGGAAUGGUAAUGUAAUCAAAUGAAUGGUGUUGGAAAAUAUAUUUGGGAAGAUGGGAGAAGUUAUGAAGGUCAAUAUCAAAUGUGUAAGAUGCAUGGGUAAGGAGUACACAAAUGGCCAGAUGAAAAAAUGUAUGAAGGAGGUUAUUUUUAAGAUAAAAAACAUGGAUACGGAGUUUUCACUUGGACGAAUGGUAAGAAAUAUGCCGGAAAUUGGUUUAAAGGAGAAAAAGAUGGAAAAGGACAAUUGAUUACAGCUGGUGGAGAAAUUUUUGAAGGAGAAUGGAGUAAAGGGAUUUUAAUUAGUUCUAAAUGA